CGUUUCAAUUCAAACUUGUUUCGAGGCAACAUUUUUGGAACCUUCAAAAUUUGUUAGAAAAAAAUAUCCUGCUUGAAAAAGAAGUAUCCAACAAUGAGGAAAAAUACAGAGCUACCCGGUGAAUCGAUGAAUCCUACGAGAGAAUCGAGAUCAAGCUCCAAGGAUGAGGACUUUAGACAUCUUUUAGAUGGCCUCCACUUGCAUAUGCUUCACCUAAUAGAAGACCGACAGCGGCUGCAAUUGCAAGUUAACAAGGAGUCGUGUCGAGCUCGAUUGAUCCUGGCCAGGGUUAGAAUGCACCAGGGUUGCCAACGCACUUCAGCAGAGGCCCAGUUACCAAGGGGGCGACCCUACAAGGCUCUCACUCGAGUUGCAGAGGAAUCGAGUUCCUGGGGAAAGGUCUUCAAGCUCAUCCGACUUCCAGUUAACCCAUUACUUGGAUAUUUUCGACCCCUUACCAAUAUCUUUGGCGCACUGGUGCCGAAUAGCUUGAGGAUUGCGAGUCGGCAUUGGGAUCACUGUCUGGAUCUUGCUGUCGAGUGUGCUAACAUCCAAAGAGAACUCCAAUCGACGAUCACCUCUAUAGAGAAGCUAAGAUGCUCUAAGGAUCAAAGGUAAUCACCUAAGACGAUCUCAGAUUAGAAGCCUAAACCGGAAAGCUAAGUUUAAAG
This is a messenger RNA of Drosophila suzukii, 671 nucleotides long. RefSeq lists its product as uncharacterized. Lineage: Eukaryota; Metazoa; Arthropoda; Insecta; Diptera; Drosophilidae. The record is from RefSeq and is a predicted model, not a curated record. Gene Ontology annotation, biological process: vacuolar proton-transporting V-type ATPase complex assembly.